This is a messenger RNA of Staurois parvus, 328 nucleotides long. NCBI's taxonomy places the organism in Eukaryota, Metazoa, Chordata, Amphibia, Anura, Ranidae. The record is from the annotation of a GenBank genome assembly.
UGUGGCACAGGUGGGUGCACUGCUGGGCACAGGUGGGUGAUCUGCUGGGCACAGGUGGGCGGAGCUAGUGGGGCGCACUGCUGGGCACAGGUGGGCGGAACUUGUGGGUGGCACUGCUGGGCACCGAUCAUCAGGGCACUGAUCAUCAGUGCCCUGAUGAUUGCGUGAGGAAAGUGCAGCCGAGAACCGGCACUUGCAUUUCCCUGUGAUCAGAGUGUCAUUGGACACCGCUGAUCACGUGAUAAAAAGGCCGCUGUGAUUGGCCUUUUACCACAUCACGUGAUCAGCUGUGUCCGUAGGAGAGCGCGUUCUGAGAGGCCGUCAUAUG